CAGUAUUUUGACGUUUGUCACGAUCAGCUGUCACAAAACAUUGAUUUUAUUUCUUUCGUACUGCGUGAAAAAUAUCUAAAAACAGGAUCAUUUUAGCUCUUAAAUUGUCAGUUACUGUGCUCUAACACAUGUGGAUGGAUCCUGCGCUGUAAACUUCACUGGCUAGCGAUAUCCCGAACGCACCCAAGGCAUAAUGCCCGGUACAAAUCUUAUAGUACCUGUUGUGUUAUGGGGCAAACAUGCUCCGACACAUUGCAUUUCAUCAGUAUAUCUUUCAAGAGAUCAGAAAACUCUUGUAACUGGAUGCUAUGACGGUCAGAUAUGUAUUUGGCAAGUAGAUCCAGAUUCAUUGAAAAUGAUCCCACGGUGUCUUCUUGUUGGACAUACAGCUCCCGUCACAUGUUUAUCUAGAGCCUCUAUAAUACAGGAUAAUAACUUCAUAGUGAGCUCCUCUGAGGCCGGUGAAAUGUGUACCUGGGAUUUGGUGGAUGGCAAAUGCAGGGAGAGUGUAAAACUGACACAAAUACACACAAAUAUACAGGCGUAUCACAUGUGCAACAGCGAAGAUUUGCGCCUUUUCUGCAAUGGUUACUACGCUGAGAUACUGAUAAUGGAUCCCUUCUCGUUGGAGAUCCUGUUCUGUUUGAGUUCGAAGAUGAAUCCGGAUUGGAUAUCAGCGUUGCAUGUUCUACGGCCAUCAUCGAGGAAGGAUGAUGUUGUGCUUGCAAUUUCCAUAACGGGUACAGUCAAGGUGUGGUCCCUCCUCGGCCACGAGAAUAAGCAAUCGGAACCCAUAUACGAGAAUGAGUCAAAGCAGAUCCGCUGUCUGAACGCCCUCUCACUGAACUGCUGCGCCUACAACCAGCGCACAGUGUUGAUAGUCUGCGCCAAGUACUGUCAGAUAUAUGAUGCGGGUGACUUCUCAGUGCUGUGUUCGAUCCAAGCGCCAUCUGGCGAGCGUUGGAUGUCAGGUGACUUCCUCGCACCGGACAGAGUCCUAGUUUGGUCGACCGAAGGAAAAGGGUACCUUUAUAAACUACCCGCAAACAAACUUCGCGGGCGAGUUAUCAGUAGCUCUGUACCAGACCACAAAGGCUUUCAUGGACCAACAGUUGAACACGAUAGUCCAGUGUUGUUCAGCACCUUGGCUCAUCCAGAUAAUAAGUUGCUGUCCUGCCCGCCAGCCAUGCGUUUCAUUCUGACAUCAGUCGGUGGAAAACAGAGGAGAUUACUUCUCAGAGGAGAUUCGCAUGGCGUCGUCUCUUUAUGGAAUGUAGAUGAUGCAGCCACGCCACAGAUUAAAAACGUCUCUUCUCAUGCUCCCAUCGUGAUGACGAGCUUGGAAAUGGCCUGGGCGGAAAUGAACCCCAGUCCGGUUGGUAUACUGGAUCAGUUCGGACAUCCAGAUGAACCUGAAAUAAAACUGACUUCCUCAAUAUACCUGCUGGCCGCUAACCGUUUGGUGGUAGGUCGCGAGGACGGGUCCAUAGUGAUAGUGAACGCAACCCAUACAGUACAGCUGCAACUCCUGCACGGGAAUCACCAGCAGUUGAACGACUGGCCCCCCCACCAACUGCUUUUGGGCCACAACGGUAGAGUGAACUGUUUGCUUUAUCCACAUUAUGUUAAUUACAGGUACGACAAGGCCCACCUAGUAUCUGGGGGUAUAGAUUUCGCUGUGUGUCUGUGGGAUCUGUUCAGUGGGGCUCUUCUUCAUCGCUUCUGUGUACACGCUGGGGAGAUCACACAGUUGAUAGUACCACCACAGAAUUGUACCCCACGAAUUCAGAAGUGUAUAUGUUCUGUGGCAUCUGACCACAGCGUGACCUUACUGAGUCUGUCUGAACGUAAGUGCGUGACGCUGGCCUCCCGUCACCUAUUUCCGGUGGUGACCAUCAAGUGGCGGCCGGCUGAUGACUUUAUGGUGGUAGGCUGUAGUGAUGGUACUGUCUACGUCUGGCAAAUGGAGACUGGACAUCUUGAUAGAGUACUGCAUGGUAUGAUAGCUGAGGAGGUCCUUGGUGCGUGUGACGAAGCUGUCGCUGAUGAAUUAGGUGGAGCGGUCGGUGGUGGGGACCUGCAAGGCCUGGCAAAUCCCGCGGUCCACUUCUUCAGGGGUCUUCGUCAUCGCAACCUGACAGCAAUGAGAGCGGCCACCCAACGAGGUCUGGCGGCGCUGCAGGUGGCUGAUCGUUCCGGAAACGCCGGUCCACUGGCGGAGCCCGCGCGGGCGAGACGAGCACCCCUCACAGUUCAGGGCUUCAGGUCUAAUCCCGCCGAUCCUGAAAGUCAUAUCCUGUUCUUCGACAUCGAGGGUCUGAUCGUGGAGCUACUGAGCGAGGAGUACUCCGCCAUGAGCCCAGCGAGUUUGGAAGCUGCCGGUCUCAUAACCAGUGAAUACAUGAAGGUGGCAGCCCUGACGCAGAGUGCCAGCCCUGACGCAGCCAAGCGGAUAUCCGACUUCUUUGGGAGAGUGAAAGACAAGGCCGGAGAUAUGGAAAGACUGUUGAAGGAAAAGGACAAACAUGGUAUUCUCGCAAAAAUGAAGGAAGGGGCGGAAACUAUGCAGACUAAGUUACAAGCGAAAGCGGAGCAGUUGAAGGGACAGAUGGAGCAUAAAGAUGAACAAGCCAACAAACGCAGUCGUCCUCGUGAUAUGUCGCUGGCCGAGCCGCCGCCCACGAUGGAGAUAGCACAGAUUCUCAUCUCGUUGUUACACGCUUGGGGCUUAGACGCAGAUCUUGACAGGGUCUGCGAAUCCAAGCUCGGGAUGCUGCGUCCAAUGGUUCCAGUUUGUUUCGGCGUGGUAUCUCGUCAUGGGCAUAUGGCUGUUCAGCUGCCCACGAGGCUGGGCGGUUGGGCGGAGGCCUGCGCCUCAGUGCCCACGGACCCUGUGCUCAUGAACUCAGAACUUCCUGUGGAGUACUUGCGACAAGAGCAGCUGACUAGACUAUUCACGUCCAAGCUGCACUGGGAACUCAGCACGACUCUCACCACAAACCACUUAUUGUCCAUCGUGGCACUCGCUAACACGCUCAUGUCCAUGAGCAAUGCCAGCUUUGCACCGGAACAAGAGGUGGCCAGGAGAUUUUUCAGGCCAACAACAAGGACUUCCUCGUGGCCGGGUGACGAGGAUCGCGAGGAACACCUAGCAGCACAGCAGGCGCUCAUCAAACAGGGCUGGUCGUUGUUGGCCACGCACAGCUGUGUGCUGCUCCCUGAUAAAGUAGUUGCUGCCGGUGCGAAGAGCUUCAAGCGACCUCAAGUGGAGAUGCUCGCUCGUCGUUGGCAACAUCACUGUCUCGAGGUGAGAGAUGCUGCCCAGGCGCUGUUGUUGGCUGAAUUGGGCAGGAUGGGACCAAAAGGCCGUAAAUCCCUGGUCGAUAACUGGGCACAAUAUCUACCGCUUUACACUCACACGGAGAGCAUCAACCCACAAGCAACCCAGAAGGAACCGGCUGAGAAAGUCGCUAAGGACCAAGAAGAGGAAUUCGAAGAAGAAGAAGAGGAAAUCAUCAGGAAGCCAUCUUCUAUCGCUGAGCUGAAACGGAAACAGACCACAGCGGUUGUUCUGUUGGGUGUCAUAGGAGCUGAGUUCGGCCAAGAUAUCGCCUCGGAAGGUGCUGCUGGAAAUAAGAGACGCAAAGACGGUGACAGUAGGAAGAGUUCCAUCGUUGAAGGUUUCACACUUAGUUCAUCGAACAACCUGGCCCGUCUGACGUCCUUGGCGCUAACUCACUUACUGCUUGCCCCUGGUUCUGCUCGCCUUCCCGCACACACGCCGCUACGACGUGCGGCCAUUGACCUCCUCGGGAGAGGAUUCGCUGUUUGGGAACCGUAUCUCGACGUAUCUCAUGUGCUGCUGGGUCUAUUGGAGAUGUGUUCGGACGCUGAUAAAUUAGUGCCUUCGAUGACGUACGGUCUGCCUCUCACACCGCAGGCGGACUCCUGUCGGACCGCGCGGCACGCACUCACACUUAUAGCGACGGCAAGACCAGCGGCUUUCAUAACGACUAUGGCCCGUGAGGUGGCGAGAUGCGCUGCCGCCCCUGCGGGCGCUCCGCCCCCGCCCGCCGCGGUUGCGCUACAGCGAGGCAGGGCGGAGGUCUUACGGGGAAUAGAACUCCUCAUAGAGAGAAUGCACGGCGCUGUGGCUGAACUGCUCGUGGAGGUGAUGGAUAUAAUUCUUCACUGCGUAGAUCAGUCGCAUCUGAAGAGUAAGGGUUUAAGUGAAGUCUUUCCAGCUGUUUGUCGCUACAACCAGGUCUCUCACUGCCCAGCCACCAGGCGGAUUGCAGUCGGGAGUCACACCGGCCAGCUGGCUAUCUACGAGCUCCGCGCCGCUCGCUGUCAGUCCCUGACGGCCCACGCGGGUCCAGUGACGGCCUGCGCCUUCAGUCCGGACGGAAGAUACCUCGUCUCCUACGCCACGGCCGAUAACAGACUCUCCUUCUGGCAGAGUACAGCUGGUAUGUUUGGUCUCGGAGCUGCUCAGACUCGUUGCGUGAAGUGUUAUAGCACGGCCCCGAUGGCGGACGUCUCACGUCUGAACCCUCUUCACCUGGCCAGGCUAGUGUGGACCAACUCGAGGACUGUCACCUUAGUACUGGCAGACGGCUCGGAGACCAGAUUCAAUGUUUAAGAUAGGUCAACUUAUAGUGGUCACACCAGCUAGUGAGGUCCGAAUAUAUUGGUUAUAACCGUUCUAUGUAAAGUCACUGUAGUAAUAUGAACUAAUGUUGUAUUCAAUAUCUUGUUUGUACUCAAAAUGUGUAUUAAUUUACUAACAGCGGUAGCGAUAAAUAUCAUUGUUGUAUAGCUUUAAUUCUUCGCUAGUUACGAAAGUUGCAGAAAAUUGUCAAAAAAAAAAUCGUAUUUGUGCCAUUAAUUUUUUUUUCUCUUUAUUAUAUUCGACACGUGUAAUGCAUAUAAUUUUAUUGCAAAGAAACGGUACAGAUAAUAAAUGUAACUUCAAACAGAUCACCAAUGCGAUAGAACGAUUAACAAAAAUACUAGCAUUCCAAGAAAUGAAAAUAUAUACAAAAAAAUAUAUACCUUAAAUAAUAUCAAAAAAUACGCAUAUAUGAUAUGUUUGUUCUCGCAGAGAGGAAAAAUGCUAUUGUUAUAUUAUAAAUAUAUUAUUGGAAUUAUUUAACGAAGUGCUUGGCGUCAUUAAUGUUGAAUAAAUGUUUAUUAAAA
Molecule: messenger RNA, 5199 nt
Organism: Danaus plexippus (monarch butterfly)
Lineage: Eukaryota; Metazoa; Arthropoda; Insecta; Lepidoptera; Nymphalidae
Gene: Rbcn-3B
Product: WD repeat-containing protein 7
Exons: 36
Coding region: 194-4642 (1482 amino acids)
Cellular component (GO): cytoplasm
Molecular function (GO): protein binding
Source: RefSeq, a predicted model, not a curated record